Messenger RNA from Parnassius apollo (apollo), 600 nucleotides. The record is from the annotation of a GenBank genome assembly. NCBI's taxonomy places the organism in Eukaryota, Metazoa, Arthropoda, Insecta, Lepidoptera, Papilionidae.
AUGCGGGGAGGUGAGUCACCAAGACGAUGUCUAAGGACUGCAUACAAGGUUCCACGUGUAGACGAGCUGCUCGAUGCGAGGCUUCCACUGGGCUGCCACAUACAGGCUUUUGCGGAUGAUGUCUUGCUGGUUGUCACGGCCGCGAGUGUCGGCGAGCUGGAGAGCGCUGCCAACUUAGCUCUCCACCAUAUAGUCAAGUGGGGAAGGAGCGUCAAGCUGGCCUUCGGUCUCACUAAGACUAAACUCAUUGCCUUCACUCCCAAGGCUAAAGUAGCCAGCAUUAACAUAGACGGGCACCGUCUUUCCUUUGUGCCAGAGGUUAAACUGUUGGGAGUCAUCUUAGACGAAAAACUAAACUUUGGGAAACACGUGAAACAUGUUAUCAACAAGGCCGUGCGAAUCUUCAACAAGCAUCCUGAGAACAUCAGUACCAUUUACCACCAAGUGAUCAUGCCAACUAUCACCUACCCUGCAGGAAUUUGGCGACACGUUGCCCAGAAAAGGUGCAUCAGAAGGGCAUUCGGGAGCAUGCAGCGCGGAUUUGCCAUUAAGGCUAUUAGGGGAUUCCGUACGUAUCUUCAUCCGCGGCCCUCGCGUUAG